AUGCCUAAAGCAAAGGCAAAACGAGUUUCUGUUCAACAUACUCGAGACCGAGUCCGGAACAAUCAGCGUCAACAUCGUGCUCGGCGGAGAGAUUAUAUCGCCACCCUAGAGGGGAAACUUGAGGAGGCAGAGCGGACCAUCUCGAGGCUCAAAGAACACAUCAAGGGCCUAAAGGAUGCCGACGGUGCUUUAGACGCGACAGAAAAUAUGGAUCCUACUGUUGCUGGUGCAAGCGACUCGAUAGUCGUUGGCUCUCCUACGGAUAAUGUUGAUCUUCCCGUGCCAAUAUUCGGCGACCUUCUCGGAUUACAUACCAGUCCGCCUAUCGCAUCACCUACCCUGAAUCCUGCACCCAUCUUCACAUACUCUACGCCAUGUUUCUUGUCAGAAACUACAAACUACACAUACUCACUCCCAAAUCUGCAAUUACUCGUACCGACACCGACAUUUGCGACGGAUCCAACAACAAAUUCAUCUUGUCAAGAGUCAACAAUUCUUUGCUCAGAAGCAUACAUCCUCAUAGCCCACCAAAACCACAAACACCUCUCCGAAAGCACCAUAGCAGCCUAUCUAUGGCCCAGCUUCCGCGCAUCAACAUGUCCCAACGAAGGAUGUCGCGUUGCCACAAGCACGUUAUAUACCCUCUUGGCAUUCAUCAGCGACGUUUCCAGCACUUAUCAGGAACUUUCCUAG
This is a messenger RNA of Fusarium coffeatum, 693 nucleotides long. RefSeq lists its product as uncharacterized. The transcript has a single exon. Gene Ontology annotation, biological process: regulation of DNA-templated transcription. Gene Ontology annotation, molecular function: DNA-binding transcription factor activity. NCBI's taxonomy places the organism in Eukaryota, Fungi, Ascomycota, Sordariomycetes, Hypocreales, Nectriaceae. The coding region runs from base 1 to 693 and encodes 230 amino acids. The record is from RefSeq and is a predicted model, not a curated record.